UGCGUUUACAUACCCAACUGAUCCAAAUCUGCAACAAAAGCAGCAAAGGCAUCGUCACGCAAGAAACUACAAUUUAAUUCAGCAAAGGCAUACGUCAACAACUUCCCCACCUUCUUUUCCUCGAUCUCCCACGAGACCCUCACCUUCUCCACCACCCCAAAAUGGAAAAGCAACAACCUACACAGCCUCAGCCUCACCACGACUUCAUUUUCCGUUCCAAACUCCCCGACAUUUACAUCCCAACGCACCUCCCUCUCCACACUUACCUUUUCCAAAACCUCUCACAAUUCAAAGACCUUCCAUGCCUCAUCAAUGCCGCCACCGGCGAGACUUUCACCUACGCCGCCGUCGAACUCACCGCCCGCAAAGUUGCCUCCGGUUUCAACAAACUCGGCAUCCAAAAAGGCGACGUCAUCCUCCUUCUCCUCCAGAACUGCCCCCAAUUCGUCUUCGCAUUCCUCGGCGCCUCCUACCGCGGUGCCACCGUCACCGCCGCCAAUCCUUUCUACACUCCGGCGGAGGUAGCGAAACAAGCCACAGCGUCCAACUCCAAACUCAUCAUAACGCAAGCAUCUUACGUGGAUAAAGUAAAGGAUUUUGCGAGAGAAAACGACGUCAAAGUGAUAUGCGUUGACUCGGCGCCGGAUGGUUACCUUCACUUCUCGGUGUUAACGGAGGCCGACGAGGGAGACAUUCCCGCCGUUAAAAUAUCUCAAGAUGACGUGGUUGCGCUGCCGUACUCGUCUGGCACGACGGGGCUUCCGAAGGGAGUGAUGCUAACGCACAAGGGACUCGUUACGAGCGUGGCUCAACAGGUUGACGGAGAGAACCCUAAUUUGUACUUUCGCAGCGACGAUGUGGUAGUGUGUGUUCUGCCACUUUUCCACAUUUAUUCGCUCAACUCUGUUUUGCUGUGUUCGCUUCGAGUUGGGGCUGCCGUUUUGAUCGUUCCGAAGUUUGAGAUAGUUGCGUUGCUGGAGUUGGUGCAGAAACACAAUGUGAGCGUCGCGCCGUUUGUGCCGCCAAUCGUUUUGGCCAUUGCUAAGAGUCCUGAUGUGGAGCGAUACGACGUGUCGUCGAUUCGGAUGAUCAUGUCUGGCGCGGCACCCAUGGGAAAGGAACUUGAGGAUUCUGUGAGGGCUAAGCUUCCCAACGCCACACUUGGACAGGGUUAUGGGAUGACGGAGGCAGGACCAGUGCUAUCAAUGUGCUUAGCGUUUGCGAAGGAGCCAAUGCAGGUCAAAUCAGGUGCCUGCGGGACCGUCGUAAGAAAUGCGGAGAUGAAAAUUAUUGAUCCUGAUACUGGCGCUUCGCUUCAUAGGAAUCAAGCUGGUGAGAUUUGCAUUAGAGGCAACCAGAUCAUGAAAGGUUACCUAAAUGAUCAAGAGGCCACAGAAAGAACUAUAGACAAAGGAGGAUGGUUGCACACAGGUGAUAUUGGAUACAUAGAUGAUAAUGAUGAGCUCUUCAUCGUUGACCGGUUAAAGGAGUUGAUUAAAUAUAAAGGAUUUCAAGUGGCUCCAGCUGAGCUCGAAGCCAUGCUAGUUGCUCAUCCUAACAUCUCUGAUGCUGCCGUUGUAUCAAUGAAGGAUGAAGUUGCAGGAGAGGUUCCAGUUGCAUUUGUUGUACGAUCAAAUGGUUCAAUGAUUUCUGAGGAUGAAAUAAAGCAAUACAUCUCAAAGCAGGUUGUAUUUUACAAAAGAAUUAGUAGAGUUUUCUUUGUGGGCUCAAUUCCAAAGGCACCCUCUGGAAAGAUCUUUCGAAAAGACCUCAGGGCCUGGCUUGCAACCGAUCUUGCUAUUUAGGCUUUAAUUUAAAUGUUUUAUUAUAAGGUCACCCACCUUCGGUGUAAAUAUGAGGGCCCAACCCAACUAAGUCACCAUUUUUGUACUAAAUGGUGCCCCGCUAAGCAGGAGAGAAAAGACAUUUCAUACUAUUAAUGUGUUUUUUUGAAUUGAAAGACCCAAAAAUCCUGCUUUUGUUGUAUUAUUUUGUUCUUUUGUUUGAAACCCAAAUGUUCAAAUGAAGCAUAUAUAGAACUUCCAUGGAAUA
Molecule: messenger RNA, 2052 nt
Organism: Glycine soja
Lineage: Eukaryota; Viridiplantae; Streptophyta; Magnoliopsida; Fabales; Fabaceae
Product: 4-coumarate--CoA ligase 2-like
Exons: 5
Coding region: 162-1805 (547 amino acids)
Molecular function (GO): CoA-ligase activity
Source: RefSeq, a predicted model, not a curated record